AUGCCGCCCGGCGCGCCCGCCCGCCUGGCUCUGGCCCUGGGCCUGGGCCUGUGGCUCGGGGCUCUGGCGGGGGGCUCCGGGCACGGCUGCGGGCCGUGCGCGCCCCCCUGCCUUUGCGGCCCGGCGCCAGGCACCGCCUGCCGCGUUAACUGCUCGGGCCGCGGGCUGCGGACACUCGGGCCCGCGCUGCGCAUCCCCGCGGACACCACCGCGCUAGAUGUCUCCCACAACCUGAUCCAGGCGCUGGACAUCGGGCUCCUGGCGAACCUCUCUGCACUGGUGGAACUGGACAUAAGCAACAACAGAAUUUCUACCUUAGAAGAAGGAGUAUUUGAUAAUUUAUUUAAUUUAAGUGAAAUAAACCUGAGUGGGAACCCGUUUGAGUGUGACUGUGGUCUGGCUUGGCUGCUACGCUGGGUAGAGGAGCAGCAGGUUCGUGUGGUACAGUCUAAUGCAGCCACCUGUGCUGGGCCCAGCCUCCUGGCUGGCCAAUCUCUCUUCAAUGUCCCCUUGUUGGAUAGUAGCUGUGCUGAGGAGUAUGUCGCCUGCCUCCCCGAUGACAGCUUGGCCACUGUGGUAAUGGUGUCUUUCUCUGCCCACGCGGGCCUGCUGGAGCCUGAGAUGUGCAGUGCCUUCUGCUUCUCGUCUGGUGAGGGUCUUGCAGCCCUCUCAGAGCAGGGCCAGUGCCUGUGUGGGACAGUCCAGCCCCACAAUGUCUCUGCAGCCUGCCUGUCCCUAUGCUCUAAUACCCCGCUGCUCCCAACCACCAUCUGCAGGGGUCCCACCCUUCUCCAGCACAUCUUUCCUGCUUCCCCAGGGGCUUCCCUGGUGGGACCCCAUGGACCCCUGGCCUCUGGCCAGUCAGCAGCCUUCCAUGUCAUUGCUCCACUACCUGUAAGCUCCAUACGCUGGGACUUUGGAGAUGGCUCCCCUGAGGUGGAUGUGGCUGGCGCGGCUGCCACUCAUAGAUAUGUGCUGCCUGGGCGCUAUCAUGUGACAGCUGUGCUGGUCUUGGGGGCUGGAUCAGCCCUGCUGGGGACAGAGGUGCACAUAGAGGUGCCACCUGCUGCCCUGGAGCUUGUGUGCCCAACCUCCGUGCGCAGUGAUGAGAGCCUCAAACUUGGAAUCCGGAACCGUGGAGGCUCAGCCCUUGAGGCCACCUAUAGCAUCCUGGCCCUGGGCGAGGAGCCAGCCCAAGUGGUGCACCCACUCUGCCCCUCAGACACGGAGAUCUUCCCUGGCAAUGGACACUGCUACCGGCUGGUGGCUGAAAAGGCACCCUGGUUGCAGGCACAGGAGCGAUGCCGGACCUGGGCUGGGGCCGCACUGGCCAUGGUAGACAGUCCUGCUGUCCAGCACUUCCUGGUUUCCCAGGUUACCAGGAGCCUGGAUGUGUGGAUCGGCUUCUCAUCCAUGGAGGGGGUGGAGGCAGGCCCAGCACCCCAGGGCGAAGCCUUCAGCCUGGAGAGCUGUCAGAACUGGCUGCCGGGGGAGCCACACCCAGCCACAGCCAAGCACUGCGUGCGACUAGGGCCCGCUGGGCAGUGCAACACAGACCUGUGUUCGGCACCUCACAGCUAUGUCUGUGAGCUGCGGCCUGGAGGCCCUGUGUGGGACGCUGAGAAUUUCCUUGUGGGAGUACCUGGCAGGGGCCUGCAGGGACCACUGAAUUCCCUGGUGCAGCAGGAGGCUCUCCUGGCUCCCCAGCAGCCUGUGGAGGUCAUGGUGUUUCCUGGCCUGAGCAUGAGCCAUGAAGCCUUUCUCACUGCAGCAGAAUUUGAGACCCAGCAGCUUGAGGGGCCCACCCAGCUGCGGCUGCAGGUGUUUCGGUCCUCAGGAGGGGCAGUGGCCCCAGAAAGUAACAGUGAGCCUGACAACAGGACUGAGUUGGCCUCCAACUAUAUGCCGGAGGGGCGCUGGUGUCCCAGAGCCAAUGUCUGCGUGCCACUGGAUGCUUCCUGCCACCCUCAGGCCUGUGCCAAUGGGUCCAUGUCAGCACCCAGGCUCCCCAGGGCCACCUAUGCACUAUGGAGGGAGUUCCUCUUCUCUGUGCCCGCAGGGCCCCCCACGCAGUACUCGGUCACCCUCCAUGGCCAGGACGUCCCUAUGCUCCCUGGUGACCUCAUUGGCCUGCAGCAUGAUGCUGGCCCAGGUGCCCUGCUCCAUUGUUCCCUGGAGUUCAGCCAUCCAGGCCUUGAAGCCCUGUACCUCUCCAUCAAUGCCUCAGAUUGGCUGACCCACCUGCCUGCCCAGCUGGAGGGGAUUCGGGCUGGCCCUGCCUGUGCCCUGCAGCUGUUCUCAGCCACAGAGCGGCUCACACCACUGCUGGGCCUGAGGCCCAACCCAGGGCUGCAGCAUCCCGGGCGCUAUGAGGUCCAGGCCAUGGUGGGCAACAGCGUGUCAAGUCACAACCUGUCCUGCGGCUUCAUUGUGUUCUCCCCAGUGGCUGGACUGCAGGUCAUUCACCCUGUCCCCCUUGAUGGUCACCUCUACGUGCCAACCAACGGCUCAGUCUUGGUGCUUCAGGUGGACUCUGGUGCCAAUGCCACAGCCACAGCUCAGUGGCUUGGGGGCAGCAUUAGCGCACCCUUCGAGGCUGUCUGUCCCACUGUGGUGGACACUCACAAGCCUCCUUGCACUGACAAGACUAAUGGCACUCUGUUCUCAGUGCUGGCACUGCCCAGGCUCAGUGAAGGGGAACACACAGUGGAGAUUGUGGCACAGAAUGGUGCCAGCUGGGCCAACCUCAGCCUGAGGGUGAUAGCCGAGGAGCCUAUCUGCGGCCUCCGAGCCAUGCCUAGUCCUGAGGCCCGUGUGCUGCAGGGUGUCUUGGUGCGGUACAGCCCCAUGGUGGAGGCUGGCUCAGAUGUGGUCUUCCGGUGGACUAUUGAUGACAAGCAGUCCCUGACUUUCCACAAUGUUGUCUUCAAUGUAAUCUACCAGAGCGCUGCCAUCUUCAAACUCUCGCUGACAGCCUCCAACCACGUGAGCAAUGUCACUGUGAACUACAACGUCACUGUGGAGCGAAUGAACAGGAUGCGGGGUCUGCGGGUAUCUGCAGUGCCGACUGUGCUGCCCCCCAAUGCCACACUGGUGUUGAUGGCCAGCGUGCGGGUGGACUCUGCUGUGGAGGUGGCCUUCCUGUGGAUCUUUGGGGAUGGGGAACAGGUGCUGAGCCAGUUCAAGCCUCCGUACGACGAGUCCUUCCAGGUCCCGGACCCUACAGUGGCCCAGGUGCUGGUGGAGCACAAUACCACGCACAUCUAUGCUGCCCCAGGUGAGUACAACCUGACCAUCCUCGUAUCCAACACCUACGAGAACCUGACGCAGCAGGUGUCUGUGAGCGUGCGCACCCCGCUGCCCAGUGUGUCUGUGGGCAUGAGCAGCAGCUUCCUGGUGGCUAAUCAGCCCGUCACCUUCUCUCCACAUCCGCUGCCCUCACCUGGUGGCAUCUUAUACACAUGGGACUUUGGGGAUGGCUCCCCUGUCCUGACACAGAGCCAGCCAGCUGUCAACCAUACCUACACCAUGACUGGUGUCUACCACAUUUGCCUAGAAGUCAACAACACUGUGAGCAGUGUGGUGGCACAUGCUGAUGUCCAUGUCUUCCAGGAGCUACGAGGCCUGAGUGUGCACCUGAGCCCCACUGUGGAGCAGGGAGCCCCUGUGGUGAUCAGUGCAGCUGUGGAGAUGGGUGAUAACGUCACUUGGACGUUUGACAUGGGGGAUGGCACAGUGCUCACAGGCCCUGAGCCCGUGGUGCACCAUGUGUACCUACGGGCACAGAACUGGACAGUGACAGUGGACGCAGCCAGUCCUGUGGGCCACCUGACCCAGCGCCUGCACGUGCAGGUCUUUGUCCUGGAGGUGCUGCACAUCGAGCCCACUGCCUGCAUCCCCACGCAGCCUGAUGCUCAGCUGACAGCCUAUGUCACUGGGGACCCUGCCCACUACCUUUUCGACUGGACCUUUGGGGAUGGUUCCUCUAAUAUGACUGUCCAGGGGUGCCCCACGGUUACUCACAACUUCACACAGAGUGGCACGUUCCCCCUGGCAUUGGUCCUGUCAAGCAGUGUGAACAAGGCACAUUACUUCACCAGUGUCUGCGUGGAGCCUGAGGUAGGCAAUGUUACCCUCGAGCCUGAGAGGCAGUUUGUACAGCUUGGGGGUGAAGUCCGGCUGGUGGCCUGCGCCUGGCCCCAAUUCCCCUACCGCUACACCUGGGAUUUUGGUAUUGAAGACACCAUACUCACUCGUGCUGGGGACCCUGAGAUGACAUUCACCUACCGAGACCCAGGCUCCUACUUGGUGACAGUCACUGUAUGUAACAAUGUCUCUGUUGCCAAUGACUCAGCUGUUGUGGAGGUACAGGAGCCUGUGGUGGUCACUGGCGUCAGGGUCAAUGGCUCUCAUGUGCUGGAGCUGCACCAGCUUUACCUGUUCUCUGCCAUGGGCUAUGGGCACCCUGCCACCUACCUGUGGGACCUGGGGGAUGGCAAGCAGCUUGAGGGCCCUGAGGUCACCCAUUUCUACAACAGUACAGGUGACUUCACCAUCAGGGUGGCUGGCUGGAAUGAAGUGAGCCAAAGUGAGGCCCACCUUGACGUCACAGUGAAGCGGCGCGUGCAGGGGCUCAGCGUCAGUGCCAGCCGCACAGUGGUGCCCCUGAAUGGCAGCGUGAGCUUUAGCACCUCACUGGAGGCAGGCAGUGACGUGCGCUACUCCUGGGUGCUCUGUGACCGCUGCACGCCCAUCCUUGGGGGCCCCACCAUCUCCUAUACCUUCCGCUCCGUGGGUACCUUCAACAUCAUUGUCACUGCUGAGAACGAGGUGGGCGCUGCUCAGGACAGCAUCUUCAUCUAUGUCCUACAGCUCAUUGAGGGUCUGCAGGUGGCAGGGGGCAUUGCUGGAUGCUGUUUCCCCACCAACCACACGCUGCAGCUGCAGGCCAUGGUCAGGGAUGGCACCAACAUCUCUUACAGCUGGACUGCCCAGCGGGAUGGUGACCCAGUCCUGACUGGCAGUGGCAAGGUCUUCUUGCUCACUGUGUUUGAGGCCAGCACCUACCACAUCCAGUUGCGGGCCACCAACAUGCUGGGCAGUGCCUUAGCUAACCGCACUGUGGACUUUGUGGAGCCUGUGCAGUGGCUGACUCUGACUGCCUCCCCUAACCCAGCUGCUGUCAACGUGAACAUCACCCUCCAUGCUGAGCUGGCUGGUGGCAGCGGUGUCAUUUUCACUUGGUCCCUGGAGGAAGGGCUGAGCUGGGAGACAUCCAAGCCAUCCACCACCCAUGCCUUUCUCUUAGCUGGACUGUACCUUAUCAGGGUCAUGGCUUUUAACCAGUUGGGCUCAGCCAAUGCCACCAUUGAGGUAGCUGUGCAGGUGCCUGUGAGUGGUCUCAGCAUCAGGACUGGCAAGCCAGAUAGCAACUUUGUGGCAGCUGGUUCCUCUGUGCCCUUCUGGGGUCAGUUGGCCAUGGGUACCAACGUGAGUUGGUGCUGGGCUGUUCCGGGUGGCAACAAGCACAGCCAGCACAUUGCUGUGGGUUUCCCAGAUGCUGGCACCUUUUCUGUGCAGCUCAAUGCCUCCAAUGCAGUCAGCUGGGUGGCAGCCAUGCAUAAUGUUACAGUGGAGGAACCCAUUGUGGAUCUAGUGCUGUGGGCCAGCAGCAAGGUGGUAGCACCUGGACAGGUGGUCCAUUUUCAGAUUCUGCUGACUGCUGGCUCGGCCAUCACCUUCCGCCUGCAGGUUGGCGGGGCUGUUUCUGAGGUACUCCCAAGCCCCCAUUUCUCCCACAGCUUCUCUAGGGUUGGAGACCAUGUGGUGAGUGUACAGGCUGAGAACCAUGUGAGCCGGGCUCAGGCACAGAUUCGCAUCUUGGUGCUGGAGGCUGUUGGUGGGCUGCAGGUACCCAACUGCUGCGAGCCAGGCAUGGCCACAGGCACGGAGAAGAACUUCACAGCCCGGGUGCAGCGGGGCUCGCGUGUUGCCUAUGCCUGGUACUUCUCUUUGCAGAAAGUCCAGGGUGACUCACUGGUCAUUCUAUCAGGCCGCGAUGUCACCUACACCCCCGUGGCUGCAGGGCUGCUGGAGAUCCACGUGCGUGCCUUCAAUGAGUUGGGUGGUGAGAAUCUCACGCUUGUGGUGGAGGUCCAGGAUGUCAUCCAGUACGUAGCACUCCAGAGUGGCCGCUGUUUCACCAACCGCUCAGCCCGGUUUGAGGCCGCCACAAACCCAAGUCCCCGGCGUGUGGCCUACCGCUGGGACUUUGGGGAUGGAGCACCAGUACAGGACACAGAGGAGCCCUGGGCCGACCACUCCUAUUUGCAGCCUGGAGACUACCAUGUAGAGGUGAACGCCACCAACCUGGUGAGCUUCUUUGUGGCACAGAUCACAGUGACUGUCCAGGAGCUGGCCUGUAGGGAGCCCGAGGUGGACGUGGCCCUGCCCCUGCAGGUGCUGAUGCGACGCUCCCAGCGCAACUACCUGGAGGCCCAUGUCAACCUGCGUGACUGUGUCACCUACCGGACUGAGUAUCGCUGGGAGGUGUACCGAACUGCUAGCUGCCAGCGGCCGGGGCGUGUGGCUCGAGUGGCCCUGCCUGGUGUGGACGUGAGCCGGCCCCAGCUGGUGGUGCCACGACUGGCGCUGCCUGUGGGCCACUAUUGCUUUGUGUUCGUGGUGUCAUUUGGGGACACACCACUGGCACGGAGCAUCCAGGCCAAUGUGACAGUAGCUGCUGAGCGUCUGGUACCCAUCAUCAAAGGUGGUUCAUACCGCGUGUGGUCUGACACACAGGACCUGGUGCUGGAUGGGAGCAAGUCCUAUGACCCUAACCUGGAGGAUGGUGACCAGACACCACUCAGCUUCCACUGGGCCUGUGUGGCCUCAACUCAGAGCAAAGCUGGUGGGUGUGUGCUGAACUUCGGUCCUCGUGGGAGCAGUGUGGUCACCAUCCCCCGGGAGCGCCUGGAAGCUGGCGUGGAGUACACUUUCAACCUCACUGUGUGGAAGGCAGGCCGGAAGGAGGAGGCUGCCAACCAGACGGUGCUGAUCCGGAGUGGCCGAGUACCUAUCGUGUCCCUGGAGUGCGUGUCUUGCAAGGCCCAGGCUGUGUAUGAAGUGAGCCGAAGCUCCUAUGUGUACCUCAAGGGACACUGCCACAACUGCAGCAGUGGUUCCAAGCAAGGGCGCUGGGCUGCACGCACCUUCAGCAACAAGACACUGGUGCUGGAUGAGACAACCACAUCCACGGGCAGCUCAGGCAUGCGGCUGGUGUUGCGGCGUGGCGUGCUGCGUGAUGGUGAGGGCUACACCUUCACACUCACGGUGCUGGGCCACUCAGGGGAGGAGGAGGGCUGUGCCUCCAUCCGUCUCUCGCCCAACCGCCCUCCGCUUGGGGGCGCUUGCCACCUCUUUCCGCUGGACGCUGUGCAUGCCCUCACCACCAAGGUGCACUUUGAAUGCUCAGGCUGGCGAGAUGCAGAGGACUCUGGGGCCCCGCUGGUGUAUGCCCUGUUCUUACGGCGUUGUCGCCGAGGCUACUGUGAGGAUUUCUGCGUCUACAAGGGCAGCCUUUCCAGCUAUGGGGCUGUCCUACCGCCUGGCUUCAGGCCACACUUUGAGGUGGGCCUGACUGUGGUUGUGCAAGACCAGCUUGGUGCUGCUGUGGUUGCACUCAACAGGUCUCUAGCCAUUGUCCUGCCAGAGCCUAAUGGUACCUCUGUGGGCCUCAUGCCCUGGCUACACAGCCUGACUGCCAGCGUGCUGCCCGGGCUGCUAAGGCAGGCCGACCCCCAGCAUGUCAUCGAGUACUCCUUGGCCCUCAUCACCGUGCUUAAUGAGUAUGAACAGGCCCCAGAUAUGGUGGCAGAGUCUGACCAUGAGCGACAGCUGCGAGCCCAGGUGCGCAAGAACAUCACAGAGACCCUGGUCUCCCUGCGGGUCAACACCGUGGAUGACAUCCAGCAGAUCACUGCUGUGCUGGCCCAGUGCAUGGUGUCCAGCAGGGAGCUCGUGUGCCGCUCAUGCCUAAAGAAGCUGCUGCACAAGCUGGAGGGUAUGAUGCGCAUCCUUCAGGCCGAGACCACUGAGGGCACGGUGACACCCACCACAAUCGCCGACAGUAUCCUCAACAUCACAGGGGACCUCAUCCACCUGGCCAGUUCAGACGUGCAGGGCCUGCAGCCCUCAGAGCUGGGGGCUGAGCCACCUUCGCGAAUGGUGGCGUCCAAGGCCUACAACCUCUCCUCGGCCCUCAUGUGCAUCCUCAUGCGCUCCCGUGUGCUUAAUGAGGAGCCUCUGACCCUGGUGGGUGAAGAGAUUUUGGCCCAGGGCAAGCGCUCAGACCCACUGAGCCUGUUGUGCUACGGCAACACCUCAGGGCCUGGCUGCCAUUUCUCCAUCCCUGAGGCCUUCAGCGGGGCCCUGUCCAAUCUCAGUGAUGUGGUGCAGCUCAUCUUCCUUGUGGACUCCAACCCCUUCCCCUUUGGCUACAUUAGCAACUACACCGUGUCCACCAAGGUGGCGUCCAUGGCCUUCCAGACACAGGCUGGCACCCAGAUCCCCAUUGAGCGCCUGGCUGCAGAGCGUGCCAUCACAGUGAAGGUGCCCAACAACUUAGACCAGGCUGCCCAGGGCUCAUACACCCCUGCAGGCUCCGCCAUCAUCCAGCCCCGGGCCUCAGUCAGUGCCGUGGUCACCCCGGACAACAGCAAUCCUGAGGCUGGGCUGCACCUGCAGCUCACGUACACAAUGCUCAAUGAGCUCUACCUGUCUGAGGAGCCCGAGCCCUACCUGGCUGUCUACCUGCACUCGGCACCCCGCCCCAAUGAGUAUAACUGUUCUGCCAGAAGGAGGAUCAGCCUAGAAGUGCUCAAGGGUGCUGAUCACAGGCCCUAUACCUUCUUCAUUGCCCCAGGGACUGGGGACUCAGGUGGGAGUUACUACCUGAACCUGACUAGCCAUUUCCACUGGUCGGCCCUGGAGGUGUCCGUGAGCCUGUAUACAUCCCUGUGCCAGUAUUUUAGUGAGGAGGAGAUGAUGUGGCGGACUGACGGACUCGUGCCUCUGGAGGAGACCUCACCCAGCCAGGCUGUCUGCCUCACCCGCCACCUCACGGCCUUUGGCGCCAGCCUCUUUGUGCCUCCCAGCCAUGUCCACUUCAUCUUUCCUGAGCCAUCUGCGGGUGUGAACUACAUUGUCCUGCUGACAUGUGCUGUGUGUCUGGUGACCUAUAUGGUCAUGGCUGUGAUCCUGCGCAAGCUGGACCAGCUGGAUGUCCGCAGGGUCCGCAUCAUCCCAUUCUGUGGAAAGCGGGGGCGCUUCAAGUAUGAGAUCCUGGUCAAGACUGGCUGGGGUCGAGGCUCAGGUACCACGGCCCAUGUGGGCAUCAUGCUGUAUGGAGUGGACAGCCAGAGUGGCCACCGGCACCUAGAUGGAGACAGAGCCUUCCACCGGAACAGCCUGGACAUCUUCCAGAUUGCCACCCCACAUAGUCUGGGCAGGGUGUGGAAGAUCCGUGUGUGGCAUGACAACAAAGGGCUCAGCCCCGCCUGGUUCCUGCAGCAUGUCAUCGUCAGGGACCUGCAGAGUACCCACAGCACCUGCUUUCUGGUCAACGACUGGCUUUCUGUGGAGACUGAGGCCAAUGGGGGACUGGUAGAGAAGGAGGUGCUGGCAGCAAGUGACGCAGCCCUGUGGCGGUUCCGGCGCCUCCUAGUGGCUGAACUGCAGCGUGGCUUCUUUGACAAGCACAUCUGGCUGUCCUUAUGGGACCGGCCACCUCGAAGCCGCUUCACCCGUGUCCAGAGGGCCACAUGUUGUGUCCUCCUCCUCUGCCUCUUCCUGGGUGCCAAUGCUGUGUGGUACGGGGUUGUGGGACAUGUCACCUACAGCACAGGACCUGUGUCCAGUCUGAUCCCACCGAGUGUUGACACAGUUGCCAUUGGCCUGGUGUCCAGCAUGGUGGUCUAUCCUGUCUACUUGGCCAUCCUGUUCCUCUUCCGGAUGUCUCGGAGCAAGGUGGCUGGGGGUCUGAACUCCAUCACCACAGAGCAGCAGACAGUGGACUUUGACAGCUACCUGGACUCAUCUGUGCUGGAAAGCUCCUUCCUCACACUUUCAGGUCUCCGUGCUGAGGCCUUCGCUGCACAAAUCACAGGUGACUUAUUUCUGGAUGAUUCUAAAAGCCUGGUGUGCUGGCCAUCCAGUGAAGGCACACUCAGUUGGCCAGACCUGCUCAGUGAUCCAUCCAUUGUGGGCAGCACCCUGCAACAGCUGGCACGGGGCCAGAUGGGCCACACGUUGGGCCCAGAGGAAGAUGGUGUCUCUCUGGUCAGUCCCGCCUCACCUGCCAAAUACUUCUCUACAUCAGAUGGAGACCUGACGCGGCAAGUCCUGGCAGAAGAGGCCGGCACCCUGGCUCCCACCCACGGCACCUAUGUAGAAACGGACCUGCUUACCAGCUUGUCCAGCGCCCCUGGAGAGAAGACUGAGACGCUGCUGCUGCAGAGACUGAGGGAAAAGGGGCCUCCCAGUCCGGGCCUGACCUGGGAACAGCCUGCGUUGACAAGGCUCUCCAGGACAGGACUGGUGGAAGGGCUUCGGAAGCGACUGCUGCCCACCUGGUGUGCCCCCCUGGCCCACGGGCUCAGCCUGCUUCUGGUGGCUGUGGCCAUGGGAGUCUCAGGGUGGGUUGGUGCCAGCUUCCCCCGUGUAAGUGUCACUUGGCUGCUCUCGAGCACCUCCAGCUUCCUGGCCUCAUUCCUUGGCUGGGAGCCACUGAAGGUCCUGCUGGAAGCCCUCUACUUCUCACUGGUGGCCAAACGGCUGCACCCAGAUGAAGAUGACACCCUGGUGGAGAGCCCAGCUGUGACACCUGUGAGUGAGCGUGUGCCCCGUGUGCGGCCCCCUCAUGGUUUCGCACUCUUCCUGGCGAAGGAGGAAGCCCGCAAGGUCAAGAGGCUACACAGCAUGCUGAGGAGCCUCUUGGUGUACAUGCUCUUCCUGCUGGUGACACUGCUGGCGAACUAUGGGGACGCCUCGUUCCAUGGCCACGCCUAUCGUCUGCAAAGUGCCAUCAAGCAGGAGCUGGACAGCCAGGCCUUCCUGGCCAUCACCCGGUCCGAUGAAUUCUGGCCAUGGAUGUCCCAUGUGCUGCUGCCCUACAUCCAUGGGAACCAGUCCAGUCCUGAUCUGGGGCCCCCACGGCUGCGGCAGGUGCGGCUGAAGGAAGCAUUCUGCCCUGACCCUCCCCGCUCAGAGGUGCACAGGUGCUCAGCCGUGGGAGGCUUCAGCACCGGGGACUAUGGCAUUGGGUGGCAGAAUGCAGCUCACAAUGACUCCGAGACAUGGGCGUACUCUGCACCUGACCUGCUGGGUGCCUGGUACUGGGGCUACUGCGCGGUGUAUGACAGUGGUGGCUACGUGCAGGAGCUGGGCCUGAGCCUGGAGGAAAGCCGCGCACGGCUAGGCUUCCUGCAGCUGCACAACUGGCUUGACAGCAGGAGCCGCGCAGUGUUCGUGGAGCUCACGCGUUACAGCCCUGCCGUGGGACUGCAUGCUGCUGUCACGCUGCGCCUCGAGUUCCCUGCUGCUGGCCAUGUGCUGACCGCCUUCAGCGUCCGGCCAUUUGCUCUGCGGCGCCUCAGUACUGGCCUGUCAUUGCCUCUGCUCACCUCGGUGUGCCUGCUGCUGUUUGCGCUGUACUUCUCCAUGGCUGAGGUGCGCACCUGGCGCAGGGAGGGCUGCGUGCGAGCAGUGCGGCCUGGGGCCUGGGCACGGUGGCUGCUGGUGGCACUGACCGUGUCCACAGCGCUGGUGCACCUGGCUCAGCUGGGUACUGCUGACCGCCAGUGGACCCGCUUCCUGCGCAGCCGCCCGCACCACUUCACCAGCUUCGACCUGGUGGCUCAGCUGAGUGCUGUGGCCCGUGGCCUGGCGGCCUCACUGCUCUUCUUGCUCUGGGUCAAGGCUGCCCAGCAGCUGCGGUUUGUGCGUCAGUGGUCUGUUUUCAGCAAGACAUUGUGCAGGGCCCUGCCAGAGCUUGUGGGGGCCACCCUGGGCCUGGUUGUGCUUGGUGUGGCCUAUGCCCAGCUGGUUGUUCUGCUCGUCUCCUCCUGCGUUGACUCUCUCCAGAACAUGGCCGCCUUCUUAGUGCUAUGCCCUGGGACCAGGGUCCCCAGUCUGUGCUCCACUGAGUCCUGGUACCUGACCCCCCUGCUGUGUGGAGGGCUCUGGGCUCUGCGAGUCUGGGGUGCCCUGAGGCUGGGGUCUGUCAUCCUGCGUUGGCGGUACCAUGCCCUGCGUGGAGAGUUAUACCGUCCGGCCUGGGAGCCCCAGGACUAUGAGAUGGUGGAGCUUUUCUUGCGCAGGCUGCGCCUCUGGAUGGGCUUCAGCAAAGUUAAGGAGUUCCGCCACAAAGUCCGCUUUGAAGGGAUGGAGCCGUUGCCCUCCCGCUCGUCCAGGGGCUCCAAGUCCCCUCCUGUUGCGCCCCCACCUAGUGCCGGCUCGGAUGCCUCCCAUCCCUCCACCUCCUCCAGCCAGCUGGAUGGGCUGAGCUCGGGUUUAGGCCGUCUGGGGCUGAGGGGGGAGCCGGAGCCCUCCCGCCUCCACGCAGUGUUUGAGGCCCUGCUCACUCAGUUUGACCGACUCAACCAGGCCACAGAGGAUGUCUACCAGCUGGAGCAGCAGCUACAGAGCCUUCAAGGCCAGAGGAGCAGCAGGCCUCCCACCUCACCUCCCCCAGGCUGCUCCUCGUGCCCUCAGCCAGCCCUGACCAGCUGUCUUGCCCGGGCCAGUCAGGUCAUGGACCAGGCUACAGGCCCCAGCAGGGCAUCCCUAUGGGCCAAGAACAAGAUCCACCCACGCAAUACUUAG
Messenger RNA from Castor canadensis (American beaver), 12882 nucleotides. RefSeq names its product polycystin 1, transient receptor potential channel interacting (gene Pkd1). Gene Ontology annotation, biological process: calcium ion transport. Gene Ontology annotation, cellular component: plasma membrane. The record is from RefSeq and is a predicted model, not a curated record. Lineage: Eukaryota; Metazoa; Chordata; Mammalia; Rodentia; Castoridae. Gene Ontology annotation, molecular function: monoatomic cation channel activity; protein binding.